Molecule: messenger RNA, 6373 nt
Organism: Ooceraea biroi (clonal raider ant)
Lineage: Eukaryota; Metazoa; Arthropoda; Insecta; Hymenoptera; Formicidae
Molecular function (GO): nucleic acid binding; zinc ion binding; RNA uridylyltransferase activity
Source: RefSeq, a predicted model, not a curated record
GGAGCCAAAUAUUUGAAUUCGUGCCAAUUGAACUAAUAGUCCAUACUCCAUCGUCCAUGUUGCCAGCUACGCAAGGUGUAUCAUACCGAAUCGGAAUGAGUGAGAAAUCUCGGCUUUAAAAGUAAAAGAUAGAUUUAUUGUUGAACAAAUAAAUCGUGAAUACUAGCGAUUCAUUACUAUCGGCAUGUAAGACGAUACAUUCGACGAAUUGCUACUACGCAUUUCUGCUUUGUGACUCGAAGAUCAAUCUUCUUCUGCAUAAUGGAAGAUAUCGAAAGUGUUUGGGAAAACUUGGACAAUAGUAGUGCGGAGAGCGAUGUUUUCGCCGAUGAAGAGGCUUCAAUGAGAUGUAUGUACGAGCUGGACUUUACAGAAAUGAAAGCAAUUUGUGAGAAUAAGUUUUUAAGAGACGCUUUGAGUGACUCUGCACAGAUAACAAACGAAGUUAGAAAUGAUCUUCUGCUUUCACUGUCGUCGAAGAAUAAAUCUCUUGAUAUGUAUAAACUUUUGCUGGCACACUGUAUAACGUAUUACAAGGGGGAAUGGUAUUGUUACCUGUGCAUGUGUCGGCAACAAAAUGUCAUCGUGGCAAAACUUCAUUUACAAGACACUCAUUCAGAUAUUGCCCUUAGUAUAUCAGAUUUUCUGAAUAUCGGCAAAAUCCUGGACAUGGAUUGCGAACAGUUCUUCAAUCAUGGAAUAGUUAUAGAGGCUCUGCUAUUAGAACGUUACUUUUGUGUAUACUGUCAAUGCCAGCUAUAUGGUUUAGGUAAUAUUGCAUCACAUAUCAACGGAAGGAGACAUCAAGGACAUUUAAAUGCUGCUACAAUGAUAAAAAGUGUUGAAAAUGUCCAAGAGAACUUAGAUAAUGUCAUAAGUAGCAUGAAAAGCGACGUUCUUUAUGCCGAUGCUGAGGCUUUAACGAAAUAUGCGUAUGAUUUGGACUCUUCUACAGAAACGCAAGCAAUUUGUGAGGAUAAGCUUUCAAGAGACCCUUUGAAUGAUUCUGCACAGGUAACAAACAAAAUUGCCAGAUAUGAUUUUCCACUUUCACGAAUGUCACUGAAGAGAAAAUCUGUUGAUAUAUAUAAAAUUUUGCUGGCACACUGUAUAACGUAUUAUAAGCGACAAUGGUACUGUUACCUGUGCAAGUGUCGGCAACAAAAUGUCACCAUGGCAAAACAUCAUUUACAUGAAACUCAUUCAGAUAUUAAGAUUAGUGUAUCAGAUUUUCUGAAUAUCGACAAAAUCUUGGACAUGGAUUGCGAGCAGUUCUUCAAUCACGGAAUAGUUAUAGAGGCUCUGCUGGAACGUUACUUUUGCGUAUACUGUCAAUGUAAGAUACAUGGUUUAAGUAAUAUUGUAUCACAUGUCAUGGGAAAGAGACAUCAAGGACACAUAAAUGCUACUACAAUAAUAAAAGGAGAUAUUGAAAAUGUCCAAGAAAACUCAGAUGAUGAUACAAGUAGCGUGAAAAGCAAGGAUUUUGCUGAUGAAGAGACCUUAAUGGAACAUGUUAUCGAACCAGAACCUGUUAUAAAAACGCAGAUUAAAGUUAAUGUUAAUGAUUCUACUUUUGAUUCAAAGUCGCAGUGGAAUAAAAGUGCUAAAACAUAUAAAUAUCUCAUAGCACAAGGCAUAACAUGUUACAAAAACGAAUGGUACUGUUAUCCAUGCAACAUUAUAUUUCCAAACAUUGACGAGGCAAUGUACCAUUCAGAGCAAAGUCACUCAGACAUCAAAAUAUCAAAGUUUCCGAAAUAUUUGAUCAAGUUGUCAGACAAGAAAUGUAGAAAGUUUUUGACUCAUGGACUAGUGAUGUUGAGACUGCAAAAGUACUAUUGUAUACACUGUCAAUAUACAAUACAUGACAUGUCUAAGGUUGUGUCACAUCUCAAAACAGAGGGACAUGAACACUACAUGUGGUUAAUAAAAAAUGAAGUUAUGGGAAGUUUGAUUGAAGAAAGGUUAUGUAAUACUACAAGUCAAUACGUUAAAGAUAUUAAAGCUGUUAAAAGUAUUAAACAAAGGUUACAUGAUGCUACGAGCCAAGCAGAAGAUGUUAAAAGUGUUGAACCAAGAUUACAUGAUGUUACAAGCCAAGCUAGCACAGCUUGUGCCAAGCACAGCAGUGUUUCUGUUGAUAGAGAUACUUCAAUAGAACAUAUUAAAUCAGAAGAUAUUAAAUCAGAGACUAAAAAAGUAAAAACAAUAGACCAAAACGAGCAAAAAUGUACGGACAAGGUUUUAAAUCCUCUUGGAGGAGUGGCUAAUUCACUGGAGAUCAAAUUUACUAAUGUUUAUAAAUAUUUUCUGGUGCAUCGUAUAACGCGCUUCAAUAAAGAAUGGUAUUGUGACCUAUGCGAGUGUACAUUUCAAAGGUGUAUUAAGGAGGUGGAGCAACAUUUAUCCUGUGCAAAUCAUUCAGAUAUUGAUAAGCGAAUGUCGGACUUUCUGGAGAGCCUUGCCGAUUUGUCAGAUUUGGAAUGCAGACAGUUAUUAAACUGGGGGAUAGUCAUGAGAGAUCUAGACAAUUUUUUUUGUGCAUGGUGCCAAUGUCCAAUGUUAUCUUACUAUAAUAUUGAUGGACAUUUAAGAGGAAACAGACAUAAGAAAUGUGAGAAGGUACGUAAAAAUAUCGGAUCACAAAAUUUGGAUGAUACGGAGAAAAAGAAGUUACCCUGCACUUCUGAGGAAGAUGAUGAAAGCAAUGAUGAUACUGUCUUGGAUACUGCGUUGUUUUGUAUUUUGUGUGAUGCAUUUGUACCCAUUUCAACAAAAAGGCAUAUAGUCAAUAAGCAGCACGUUUUGUUUGUAGAACUCUUCAAUCAAGCAAAGUAUAUUGUAAAAUUUGAAACGGGAAAAGAAAUUAUUAGGCCAAUACAGUUAAAUAUCAGAAACUUGGACGGCAUAGUGUGUUCUAAAUAUUGUAACGCAUUUACAGCAACGCUCACUUGUGACAAAUGUGAUAAAAUAAUCGAAGGAAAUGAUUUAGUAAAUCAUGAAAUGACACUGCAUAAAGAUACCGUAAAGUCUUUUAUUUCGUCAGAAGUUAAUAAUAAGACUUCCACAUUUAAAAUUAAAUUAUUAGUUGAUAUUUCCAGUUCAAGAUUUAAAGACUAUCCGAUGUUUAAAUGCUCGUUCUGUAACGAAAUAAUACAUGGCGUAUUAUUAUUGCAACAGCACUUCACUAAAUGUAAACAUGAAGAGAACAUGGUUAAAUUAGUACAAAUUAAAAAAGAAGAGUAUAAUUCUUCUAAUAAUGCAAAAGAUUAUUUGGAACUAUUUGAAUUUUUAAGUAUAAUCUCUUGGAAAAACGAUAAUGGAACUCUGCAAGCUACGGAGCAACCUGUGUUAUACAUUAAAAUACGUAGAAGGGCUCAUACAAAACCAAACUGCUCGAUCCGGGAACAAUUUAAGUAUGUUUGCUUCAUUUGCCACUGUGCGUUACAGUCUACUAAAAAUAUAAUUACGCACUUCGGAGAUAAACAAGUACAUCUUCAUCAGCUUGAAAGUACUUUGCAUAAGUACAAUCUCGUGUAUCGUGAUAUGUAUCCUGCGCCUUCACCAAAGAUGGAGCACAACACGCUUGAAUGUCCAAAGAUAGAACCUCCUACGGAUGUAUCAGGUAAUUCGAGAAUAUUAGUGCGACAAGCUGAUAACUUUGAGAUUAAAACGAGUAAUGAUUCCAAAUAUGAAUGCGAAUCAAAUAAAAGCGAGGAAAGCGCUCCUCGCUUUUUCAUGUCUCCUGAAGUAUCUGCAGAUAUAAAUGUAUUAAUAAGAAACCCGCAAUUGGAAAACUUGUCCAAGUUGGUACCAGAUGAAAUUAGCAUAAACGCUCUGGAUUAUUACAAUCAAAUUUAUAAAAAAAGGUUUCUAGAGUUUGAGGAAAUUAUGUUCAUUUGCAAGAAGGAGGCGCUAGAGAAGAUUAAAUUAAGCAUAAAGGUUUAUGCUCAAGUUUCUGGCCAAAAUCUAAAUCUUUACUUGUGUCUUCUGUGCAAUGUUCAACAUGCGUGCAACGUGCACGAGUUCUUUGAUCAUAUUCGUAGUACGGAGCACGUUAGACAUUUAGAGAUGCUUAAGAAGCACGCAGGCGAUGAAAAGUUCGAACAACUGCAAGAGCUGAUGACGUAUAGUACAUCUACGCGCACUCGUUGCUACGCUUGCAACAUGACGUUGCCUACAGCUAUGAUCACGACUCAUAUGCUUUCUCUUUUACACAAGAUAAAACGCGUACAAUUACUCGUACAAAUGGAGAAUAUGGUGGAAGAAUUAAAAGCCUUGUGGUACAGCAUCCAAUAUUUCGCUUGCGUCACAUGCAACUUCAGAUACAAAAGGAAGAUAGAUUUUAUGGAACAUCUUCAACGGCAUACUAGCAUCGAGUAUAUCAGUGACAAUUCAAACUUUGGUUUCUGCAUAACAUGCGCCACUUUGUGGUACGAUAGGAAAACCCCUACUAUGACUUACUCCAUCCACCGCCAGAAACGGACGCAUCAGUAUUUAGAAAACACUAAGGACUUCGCAAUUACGCCGCUACCGCCAACUGUGCAAAAGUUACUGAAAAAUAUCGACGAAACCGUUGCCAAACUGUUUAAAGAGGCGGAAAAUGUCUUGAACGAUCCAAGACCGAUUCAACUAAAAACCGAGUUGGAGCACGCAUUUAAAACUUACAAUUUGCCUGUGGAAAUGUGUAUUUUUGGCUCGAGAAUAACUGGCUUGGCGCUGCCAAAUAGCGACAUCGACCUGUAUCUUAAUUUCGGUGAUGAAAAUACCGACCUUAAUGUAAUUAAAAGGAGGAGCAAACGGAUACAGAACUGCUUGCGUACUAAUAGUGAUAAUUGGGAAAUAGAGUUAACUUUAGAGAGAAGCAGGACUCCUCUCAUAAAAUUGAGGCACAGAUUAAUAGGAUUGCAUUGCGAUCUCUCGUUUACAAAUGGUCUUUCAGUGGAAAAUUCCAAGCUUAUUAAGUCCUUCAACACGGCGUACCCGCCUUGCCAAAAAUUAAUAUUGUUCCUGAAAAAGUGGAUGUCGUUGAGCGGUUUAAGUGGUUCCAAGGCAAUCACGAAUUACGCCCUCACCUGGCUCGUCAUCUUUUAUCUGCAAGUCCAGUAUAGAAUACCAAGUGUUGCUGAUUUAAUCAAGAGCCACAACGAAUCGAAGAUUGUUAGUGGCUGGGAGACUGGAGUGGGCAGUACAGUUCCUAUUCACAUACCUGAAUUGCCAAUAGAUGAAUUAUUGUUAGGAUUUUUCAGAUAUUAUGGAGAGUUCGAUUACAUGCAUUGCAUCGUGUGUCCGCUAUUAGGUAAAGUGUGCUACAAGGAAUCGUUUACGGAACAAACUAGUUUACCUGAAGCUAUGACGCUUUACGUGUCACAAAUGUCGAGUGCAAAGGCCGAAUACUUCCGCAUUGAUUCAUCCAUGUGUGUGCAAGAUCCGUUUGAUCUCGCGCACAAUUUAACGAAAGCUGUCCCGACAUUAAUGCUUAAACGCUUCAAACAGUAUUGUAACGAAAGUGUGACGGUUUUACACUAUAAUAUUACUUUGUCAACUUCCCAGAAAAGAGCUUCCUCGUCGUCAAAGAAGGCAAAGAAAAUGAGAUCUGGUGAAACAUAAUGAUUUAUAAUUAUUAUUUGUCGUAUCAUCUUUACGAUACGAUGUUUCAAUUAAGAGAUUGACGUGUUGUUUAUUUUUAGUUAUAACGGUCCAGUAUUAUAAAUUAUAUCUCUUAAGGGUUGAGAAAAUUAUAAUCUCAUAAUGACCAUAUGAUUUAGCCAAUGCGAUUUGCUUAUCAUACAUAUAUACGAAAAGUAAUUGUUAUAGAGUAAUGUUACAUGUUGCAAAAUGACAAUUUGUGAAAGGUUAUUUUCAAGCAACUCGCAACAAAUUAUCCACAAUUAUCCACAAUUAAUAUAGAUUGUGUUUUUUUUUCACAUUGAUUAUCAUUAUUUUUAUACAUUUGAUCAUAUUGGUUUUCUAUGAUUUUUUCUUUUUCUGAUAAGAUAUUCAAUGUUCAUUUUUGUAUUUCAAAGCACAUACUUGGUGUGUUUAACAAUGAAAAUUGUUUAGCGGCAUAUUGUAGAAUGUGAUCCAAGACAAAUUUCCUUUGUAGAUUUUGUUUUUCCGGGAACAGAAUUAUAUCUUAUGAUUGGAUCAUAUUGUAUUUUUUAUUGUGUUUCCUAUGAUAAUUAUAUAGACGGCUAUGUUAACUGUUCCUAUAAGUAUUGUAAUUAAUUUGUAACACUAUAUACAACGAUUUAUAGUUCUUACAUAUAAUAUAUAAUUUAUGAACAACAGAAUUAUGUGAUAGUACUCAGGAAACAGUUACCAUAUUAAGAAUUAUAUUUUUUAAAUAAAAUAUGUUUACAAAUAAAAA